AUGAAGUUUGAUGCAAUUGGUAGAAGAGGCUUUUCGCCAAUACAGAAGUGCACCGCUGCUAUGCGAAUGUUGGCAUAUGAAGCGUCUGCCGGUUACAUUGAUGAGUAUGUUGUAAUUGGUGAAAGCAUUGUUGUUGAAUGCCUAGUGAAUUUUGUUCGGGGAGUGAAUGAGAUUUUCGGGAUCGAAUAUUUGAGACGACCUAGUGCCGACGACACUCGUCGCUUACUUCAAAUAGGGAAGGUGUGCGGUUUUCCAGGCAUGUUGAGAAGCAUUGAUUGUAUGCACUGGGAAUGGAAAAUUUUCCCAAUUGCAUGGAAAGGCCAAUUCACGCGAGGUGAUCACGGCACGCCAACAAUCAUGCUUGAAGUAGUUGCGUCACAAGAUCUUUUGAUUUUUGCAUUUUUCGGUGUUCCGAGAUCCAAUAAUGAUCUCAACGUGUUAAAUGAAUCCCCAUUAUUCACUAACAUCUUACAAGGGUAA
Humulus lupulus (European hop) is the source of this 480-nucleotide messenger RNA. RefSeq lists its product as uncharacterized. The transcript has a single exon. The record is from RefSeq and is a predicted model, not a curated record. NCBI's taxonomy places the organism in Eukaryota, Viridiplantae, Streptophyta, Magnoliopsida, Rosales, Cannabaceae. Bases 1 to 480 code for a protein of 159 amino acids.